GCUGUUUUUUAUGGUUAAACUUGUUGGCAGGUACGCUAUAUAUGGUGUAAUUUCUCACCUUCGCAGGUAAAACAAGUAGGGGCCUAGAGGAUGAAGAAAUAUGGCCUGCAGCUUCGGUUUCCUCCUGAUCAGCAGAAGAAGAUGACAUCGAAGCCACCCGUUCGACUUCCAGCUUCCAUUUUUGGUGGUGAUGAUGAUGAUGACGAUCUCACAAAGGGGAUCUCUCGCCAAGCGCCCAAGAGCAGGGCCCUUCAAAUGAUAGAUGAACAGCAAAAAAAGACUCUGGAGGAGGACCCAAUGGCUUUUGAUUAUGAUGGGGUGUAUGAUGAGAUGAAAUCCAGUGCUGCUUGUGUUCGGGUUCAGGACCAGUCCAAGAGGGAGCCAAAAUAUAUAACCUCAAUCAUUGAAACUGUGAAAAAGCGUGAGCGAGAACACGAAAUAAUAUAUGAGAGGAAAUUAUUGAAAGAGAGAAGUAAAGAUGAUCAUAUCUAUGAAGACAAGGAAAAGUUUGUUACGAGCGCAUACAAACAGAAGCUUGGUGAACGUACAAAGUGGUUGGAAGAGGAAAGAUUGCGCGGACUCCGUGAGGAGAAAGAGGAUGUUACAAAGAAGAGUGAUCUGACUGACUUCUACUUUAGCCUCAACAAGAACGUUGCUUUUGGAGCCCAAUCAGCACAUGCUUCAAAACCAACCAAAGGGCAAACAAUAAGCAUUGCUGUUGAAAAAACUGAAGGCAGCCCAUCAAAUGCUGAAACAUCCAUCCGUCCUAAAAAGGCUUCUGGCUUUUCUGAAGACUUUGCUGGUCCUGCGUCCUCAUCUGAUCCAGUUUUUAAGGUUCCAAAAGACGAAAUCAAAGUAGCUGCAACAACAUCAGAUGUUGAUAGGAAACAGAUUCCUUCGGAUCAAAAUAAUAUCAAAGAAUUAUUCAAUGAAGACUCCGAAGAUACGAAAGCAGAUAAGGCAACGGGAAGUAAAAUUGAUUCUGAUCGAUUCAAGAGAAGUGAGGAUGCAGUUGUUGCCGCCAGAGAGCGUUUCAUGGCACGAAAGAAAGCAAGAGAACAAAUGUGAGUUUACAAACUUAUAAUCCUGUUCAUUAUUUACUGAGUUUGUUUAAUACAUGCUAUUUUGAGAAACAGUAUCGUUUAACCAUCUUUUCCAAAUAAUAAAUUUGAGGGAACUUUGGAUU
Messenger RNA from Phalaenopsis equestris, 1186 nucleotides. RefSeq names its product nuclear speckle splicing regulatory protein 1-like. Gene Ontology annotation, biological process: regulation of alternative mRNA splicing, via spliceosome. The transcript is spliced from 4 exons. Bases 91 to 1068 code for a protein of 325 amino acids. The record is from RefSeq and is a predicted model, not a curated record. NCBI's taxonomy places the organism in Eukaryota, Viridiplantae, Streptophyta, Magnoliopsida, Asparagales, Orchidaceae.